Molecule: messenger RNA, 424 nt
Organism: Macrobrachium nipponense
Lineage: Eukaryota; Metazoa; Arthropoda; Malacostraca; Decapoda; Palaemonidae
Product: cuticle protein CP575-like
Exons: 2
Coding region: 81-353 (90 amino acids)
Source: RefSeq, a predicted model, not a curated record
CUGAAGGUCGCAGGUGAGUAUAUAAGACGGAGACUCGACUGCUUCUCGAUAUACUAAGUUCUGACUUCGAACUCGCAGCUAUGAAGGUCCUGGUCAUCCUCACUCUCUGCCUUGUGGCCCUCGCAGCCGCACGUCCUUCAGACAUCGUGGACUUCGAGUUGGACAACCACGAGCAGGAGCAGGAGGGUCAGCCAGGAAGGGCCGUCGAGGGCGAGUACUCCUGGGUAGCGCCCGACGGCAACGAGUAUUACGUCAAGUACGUCGCCGACCACCUCGGCUACAGGGUCGUCGAUGACAACGUCGUGCCCGAAGCCCCUGAGGCGGACUUCCCCGAGGUCGAGGAUGACGAAUAGAGGCUUAGAUGAUGAGGAUGUAUUUGGGACACGAUUGGCAAAUUGAAUAAAGAUUAUUUUUGUAUAGAAAA